Messenger RNA from Pollicipes pollicipes, 2609 nucleotides. RefSeq lists its product as uncharacterized. NCBI's taxonomy places the organism in Eukaryota, Metazoa, Arthropoda, Thecostraca, Pollicipedomorpha, Pollicipedidae. The record is from RefSeq and is a predicted model, not a curated record. The transcript has 5 exons. The coding region runs from base 1 to 1458 and encodes 485 amino acids.
AUGCACCAAAUCUUCUGCGAGCGGCCUCCGGCGCUGGCUAACGGCCACCUGGACGUGAGCGUGCCGAGCCUGGCGCGGCACCCGUACAACGCCACGGUCCGGUACCGCUGCAGCGCCGGCUACAUCAUGCAGGGCGAGCCGGGCCUGCGCACCUGCGCCGUCAACGGGCGCUGGAGCGGCCGUAUGCCGCACUGCCAGCCGCUGGUCUGUCCGAUGCCGCCGAAGUACCCGCACGCGCGGUACGAACUGCUGAACGGCACGACCCGGUGGCAGGCGAUGGUGGAGUACUCGUGUGAAGAAGGAUUCGUCCUCAGCGCAGACUCUGGUCCCGUGCUGACCCAGUGUCAGGAGUUGGCGUCGUGGCAGCCCGUGCCCGUGAACAUCACAUGCGAGCCGGCGCCGCCGCCCGUGGCGCCGGACCCCGGCCAGGACGGCGCUGGCACGGGACGCGGUCUGACCGUCACGUCCGAGCAGCACGAGCCGAUGAGCAGUGGAGUGGUGGCCGGCAUCGGAGUGGUGGCCGUCAUCGCCAUCGCCGCCAUGAUCAUCGUUGGCAUCUUCUGCACCAGAAAACGGGUGUGGAAGCGGAGGAAGCGGUCCGGCCCACCCGGCACCGGCCCGGUGCUGCCGCCCGCCGACGUCAAGACCUACGACCAGGUGUACGAGCCGUCGUACCAGAACGUGCUGGAGAGCGCGCCGCCGGCGCUGCUGUCGUUCCGCGCGGCCGGCUCCCCGCGCCCGUCGUCCCUCGAGCCGGAGCGGCCGCGCGGCCGGCCCAUCGAGCCGCCCUACGAGACGCUGAAGGCGCGCCUGGCGGCCGACGCGGCGCCGCCCGACGACGCGUACGAGCCGAUCGCCGGCGGCCGCCUGUACGACGACGUGGCGCCGGAGCCCAACCCGUACCAGUCGCUGCCGCCGGCCGCCGGCGAGCCCGACUACGAGACGCUGGCCGUGUCGCGCUCCGCCGUUCGCGCGCCCGACGAGGGCGACUACGAUCUGGUGCCGGCGCGAGGCUACCGCGACUAUGACCAGGUGCCGGCCGCCAGCUACGAGGACUGCCGGUUCGCGGCCGGCGAGGGCGCCGUGCCAGAUCUGCUGAAGGGCGCCUCCGCCGGCGGUGAGCCCGACAUUCCGCCGGAGAUCCUGGCCCUCUACGCCAAGGUGAACAAGUCGAAGAAGCGCAACCGCGACGACCAGGGCGAGGGCGAGCCGACCGACCCGCCGUCGCCCAGCUCCAGCGCCGCCUCCUACACGCGCAACUUGAUCGAGAAGUUCAACCGGCUGGCCGGCACGGACGCGGAGCCGGAGGCGGCGCCGCGCCCGCCGCCUGGCGACGACAAAGUGCAAUACACUCAGGUGUGCGCCGGCGAGCGGGGCGGCGAGGUGCGGCGGCCGGCCGCCGAGCCGGUGGUGUACAGCGCCGUGCGGCCGCUGCCGCCCGUGCCGCCCGAGCCGUAGCUGCCCCAGCCGCCGCUCGCCGCGGCCGACCCAUAGUCAGUGACGGCUGUGUACUCGCCGGCGGGGCUGGCGCCGCGCGGCCGGAGGCGCUCGCGGCCGCACGCCGCAGCGACGAGAGCGAAGACGUCAUCGCUGGAAGUGCCGUGUGUUGUUCAGUUCAAAUGCUUUUGGCGCCAAUUCGCGCGGUAGCCAGAGUUUGUGUACCAUAGGACGGGCGUGGAGCUGAUCACCAAGAUCGCCACAUGCCAUGCUCUGGGCCGCCAGCGCUGACGACGGAGGCUAGUGUGGGGACAGGCGCUCCUACCGCACUGGCGGCUACUUGGACGGACGUGCGCGCAUAUCACCGAUUAUGUUAUCCGUGGCCGACAUCGAAGUGUCGAGCGCACGUACUGCUCGGCAAGCAAUACAAAUGCAAUGUAACGACGUACGCGACUCGAACCGCCGCAAGAGGGCAGCACAGGAGUGCGCGGCCGUGGAGGUGCUCAGCAUGACCUACAGCUGCCUGUGCGUAACCGGCUUGCGUCUGUGGCACGUCUCUCCAUACGAUGGUCGUUUUUCGAAGCCCCGCUGACUGAAACAAUGAGUGCAGGACCGCCCACGUCAAGGCGUAUCGUACAGAUUAACCCUCGACCCGGUCGGCAUUCUUCAUAGCGCGGAAUGAUGGUGUGGGCCGAUGCGACUUCUGGCGUUUCUAAUGAAACUAAUGGAAAUGGCGUUCAGUGAGAACCACGAGGAGAUUGGCCUCAAUGAGAUCUCGGGAUUGGUACUAGCUUUCGUGUCGUUAGGCCAACGACCGACCCAAUCAUGCAAGGCCAAAGGCCAAAUUUUCCCACAAUGGCACCGUCCCCUUUUCAAAUCGGAGCACAUUGGUGCAUCUUUUCGUGUUUUGAGCAUAUAUUUGAUAUAUGACUCCGUUAAUGUCACAAUGCCAGCCCGCCGCGCGCGUUUCGCGGCAUUGUCCGCUGCCGCCUGCCCGUCCGCUCAGGCCACAGAUCGCCGUGCAGUGUUUUCGAAAAAUCGCCGCUGCUCCGAUGCCACGAACGCUAGGAACACGUUUUUGGUGUCAAAACACGCGCGGUGGAUGCCGCAUAGGCCACUGAGAAUGUGGGCGCGAUUGCGCAUCAUGCCGGAGAGGCAUCAAAAUAAAAACC